CAACACGUUCGAUUGUACGGAUACCAGCGAGUGUUGGAAGUCUUACCACUGUGCAUGAAGGGCGAUGCUAUGGACUGGUAUACAUUGUUGUCCGACAGCCAGCUUAGCCGCAUGACGACCGACAUUGACGAAUGGAUCAUCGCGCUACGCCACCCCUUCCAAAAAGACGCGAUGCUUGCGGAAGACGAAGCUAACCGAUGCAAACAUUCAUUCGAACACGAGUCACUCGACGUCCGUCAAUACAUCACGCGCAAAGAGACAUUGCUGUACGACGCUGGCUUUGAGGGACCGGAUGAGCUUCUCCUCAUCCAGAAGAUCCGGGGUGACCUUGACCCUACUCUCCAAAACGCGGUCACCAUCGACCCAUACAUGACGAUGGAAGACUUUGUCAGCCUUUGUUACCAGAAGGAAUACUCCGCACAACGCAUGUUCGAGCAACAGCGGCGACAGGCCACCGGCCAGUUGUGA
Bipolaris maydis ATCC 48331 is the source of this 468-nucleotide messenger RNA. RefSeq lists its product as uncharacterized. Lineage: Eukaryota; Fungi; Ascomycota; Dothideomycetes; Pleosporales; Pleosporaceae. The record is from RefSeq and is a predicted model, not a curated record.